AUGAGCAGCAACUCAGGGACAGCACUCUCUGUUGACUCCAAAGAUGAAGAAGAUGACAUCGUUACUGGAUGUGGCCUUGCCUGCGUAACUAUGGAGGAGACUACCAAAGCUAGAAUCAUGUCACAGUUCCCUCCUCAAAUACCCUACAACGUCAGCGCCUGCGACACCCCUUGUUCCACAUGCAAGGCACUUCAUUGGAAGCUUGAAAAACACAGCAGACAAUGGGGGCACCAACGGCAAGCUAUUCAACGUGCUGCAAAACGUAUGUACCUUCAACAACGCGGUGUCAUUCACUUUGACUGCCGCAAAGCAAGACAAAACUGUUGCUGGGGAUGGUGGUACCUGGAGUUAUUGUAUCAAAGGCUCUUUAACACACCUCAUUGGCUCUGUGCUGCCACUAGAUGUUCAUCCAAAGAAGUUUGUGCAAAUGAUUAUCUUUGGAAACCAAGCAGAAGAGAACUAGCCCUACAAAAGCCUGCUAACUUGCCCAUGAAAAUCCAGACCCUCACAACCAUUCAGGCAUUCCUUUACCAUAACAACCCAUUCUCCAAUCUCUACAAGGCAGCAGAAGCUAUCCUUGAACCAUUACAACUACCUUGCGAGUAG
Melampsora larici-populina 98AG31 is the source of this 606-nucleotide messenger RNA. RefSeq lists its product as uncharacterized. Bases 1 to 606 code for a protein of 201 amino acids. The record is from RefSeq and is a predicted model, not a curated record. The transcript has 2 exons. NCBI's taxonomy places the organism in Eukaryota, Fungi, Basidiomycota, Pucciniomycetes, Pucciniales, Melampsoraceae.